AUGGUCGCGCUGCUCGCACGAGGCGACUGUCUUCGUCUGUCCAACUCCUCCGCCUGCACAGCCUUCGUCCCCUCCUCUAUACCUGUCAGAGGAUCUGUGCCGUGUUUAAAGUCUCAAGAAGAUGAGUUGGGUGCUAUAUCACCCGUCGAUGAUGAGUAUUACAAACAUGAUGCGGGAGGCUAUUAUACCGACGAUGCACCUCGCGCUCCUGAAGGGAUGUCUCCCAGUCUCAAUAAUGUGACUCUCUGCGGGCGUAUUGGUUUUAUUGAUCAGCCAGUAUCGCUGGGCAACGGAAACAAGGCGUUGCGAUUGUCUAUAGCUACAAGCGACGUAAGUAUGAGCGUGCUGUUUAACAGUUUGAAGCGAGGUCGCAUGGGAGCUGUGAGAACAUCGUGGCACAAAGUUGUGAUUUAUGGCCAGGGUAACGUGGAUUACAUCCAAUCUCGUGCUCGUGUCGGAGAACUUGCGCUCGUAGUUGGAGCACUGUCGUACUACACUCCCCAGACUCCGGAGGGCAUGCCAUAUAGAGCCAAGAUCGCCGAAAUUGCCGUUCGGCAGCGCUGGUCGGGCCACACAUUCAUUCUCAUGCCCCGCACAGCUCAGUCUGGAGACGACUACGCUAACCACCCGAUAGAUGGUGUCAGUGACAGUUACGGUAAUCCUUAA
This is a messenger RNA of Babesia ovata, 666 nucleotides long. Its product is annotated as single-stranded DNA-binding protein. The record is from RefSeq and is a predicted model, not a curated record. NCBI's taxonomy places the organism in Eukaryota, Apicomplexa, Aconoidasida, Piroplasmida, Babesiidae. Bases 1 to 666 code for a protein of 221 amino acids. Gene Ontology annotation, molecular function: single-stranded DNA binding. The transcript is spliced from 4 exons.